Vicugna pacos (alpaca) is the source of this 1171-nucleotide messenger RNA. RefSeq names its product cerebral dopamine neurotrophic factor (gene CDNF). The record is from RefSeq and is a predicted model, not a curated record. Gene Ontology annotation, biological process: neuron projection development; dopaminergic neuron differentiation. Lineage: Eukaryota; Metazoa; Chordata; Mammalia; Artiodactyla; Camelidae. Gene Ontology annotation, cellular component: endoplasmic reticulum.
GACGUCCCUUCUCUCUGCGCUCCUGCGUCUUGGAGCUGCCCCGGGCGGUAACAGUGCGGCUGUUGUUUAUGCUGGUGGCGAGGCAUUGGGAGCUGCUGGUUCAGCAUGUGGUGCGGGGGCCCAGCAGCAAUGGUGGCCUUUUGCGCCGGGUUUUGGGUCUCUAACCCGGGGCAGGCGCAGGGCCAGGAGGCCGGGGGGCGGCCAGGCGCUGACUGUGAAGUAUGCAAUGAAUUCCUGAGUCGAUUCUACAACUCUCUGAUAGCCAGAGGGAUCGACUUUUCUCUGGAAACCCUAGAAAAAGAACUGAUCAGCUUUUGCCUGGAUGUCAAAGGAAAAGAAAACCGCCUGUGCUACUAUCUGGGAGCAACAGAAGAUGCAGCCGCAAAGAUCCUAAGUGAGGUCACUCGCCCGAUGAGUGUGCACAUGCCUGCAAUGAAGAUUUGUGAGAAGCUGAAGAAGGUGGACAGCCAGAUCUGUGAGCUGAAAUAUGAAAAGAAAUUGGACUUGGCAUCAGUGGACCUGUCCAAGAUGAGAGUCACAGAGCUGAAACAGAUACUGUACAGCUGGGGAGAAGAGUGCAGGGCCUGUGCGGAAAAAACCGACUACGUGAAUCUGAUCAAAGAACUGGCACCCAAGUAUGCAGCGAUGCACCGCAAAACAGAGCUCUGAUUCCCAGAAGCCAGCGCAGCAUCCACUGUAGAGACACAAUGACUCUCUAGGGUGUAGACAUGUUGUUUGAGCAUAACCAAGAAUUGCAAUGUUUGUGGUCUCAGACUUUUUGUUUUAAUAUUACGCUCAGAAUUGAUUACCAGGGUUUAUAAGUAGAGCUGCUAAUACUAGUGGUUUCCUAAAUUUGCAAUGUACUGAAAGCUACAGUGCCUUUCUCAUAAUUUUCUUGUAUGUAAAUUGUCAUUGCCUAGCUCCUAAAAUUGGGGAAAGUGAACCACUGGCAAAACAAUGGAGUAAAUUGAUUCUAAGAAGGAAGAGAUUGCUCAGAGGCCCCUGUCUGUGCACUAAUUUUUAAUUAAAUAUAUUGGAUUAGGACAAAAGGAAUGAUGUUUAGCUUAUCUGACUCCCAACUUCAACCCAGAUAAUAACCUGGCAUAAUCAAAAUUUUUUAAAAAGUAAACUGUGAAAAAAAUACAAUAAACAAGUAAACUUUUAACUGCAA